AUCAAACAUUGAGCUGUAAGAAAGAAACCAUUGGCGACUAAGCGUUGACCCUCUAUCUCUCUCUCUAUCUCUCGGUAGCCAUGGUUGCUCUGCGUUUCAUCUUCUCAUCAUCUUUUCUUCUUGUUCUUCAUCUUCUUAUUCCUCAAGCUCAGCCUCGCUCUCUCAUUAAGCCCACUUCCACAUUCUCCAUUCAAGAAGCCACUGUUGAUGACAUCAGAGUUGCUUUCAAGGAUAAGAGACUGACAUCAAAACAGCUCGUUGAGUUCUAUCUCAAAGCCAUCUCCAAACUCAACCCGAUGCUCCACGCCGUCAUAGAGACGAACCCAGAUGCGUUAAUCGAUGCAGAGAGGGCAGACAAAGAACGCCAGCUCAAAGGCGUCACUAAGCUUCCCAUGUUGCACGGUAUACCGGUUCUGCUCAAGGACAACAUAUCCACGAAAGACAAGCUUAACACAACGGCUGGUUCCUUUGCUUUGCUUGGUUCGAUCGUCCCUCGAGACGCGGGUGUUGUCAAGAGACUCCGAAGAUCUGGUGCUGUGAUCUUGGGCAAAGCCAGUUUAAGCGAAUGGGCUCACUUCCGAUCUUUUUCCAUCCCAAAUGGUUGGAGUGCACGUGGCCUCCAAGGAAAGAAUCCAUAUGUUUUAUCAGCAGAUCCAUCUGGGUCAAGUAGUGGAUCAGCUAUUUCUGUAGCAGCCAAUCUUGUGGCUGUAUCACUAGGGACUGAAACUGAUGGUUCCAUUCUUUCUCCAUCGAGCCAGAACUCAGUGGUCGGGAUUAAACCAAGUGUCGGGCUCACAAGCAGAGCCGGGGUGGUCCCUAUCUCCUUGAGACAGGACAGCGUUGGGCCAAUAUGCAAGAGAGUUACAGAUUCUGUUCAUGUCCUUGAUGCUAUUGUGGGUUAUGAUCCAUUGGACGAGGCCACGAAGACCGCUUCUAAGCACAUACCCAAUGGCGGUUAUAAGCAGUUUCUGAGAGCUAAUGGCCUCAAGGGUAAAAGAUUAGGCGUUGUAUUUGGUUCUCUUCUUGAUCAUCACAUCAAAACACUAAGACAAGAAGGAGCCAUCGUCAUUCAAGAUUUAACGAUACCAUACACAGAUAACGGUGAAAUAAUUGCACUUUUGGCUGAGUUCAAAACCUCUCUCAACGCAUAUCUUAAAGCGCUUGUGAAAUCGCCAGUCCGAUCCUUAGCAGACGUUAUUGCCUUCAACAAAAAAUUUGCUAAAAAGGAAAAAGUGAAAGAAUGGGGACAAGAGGUCUUCCUUGAAGCAGAAGCAACCAAUGGAAUGGGUGAAAAAGAGAAAGCAGCGUUGCUUACAAUGGAAGAAUUUUCGAGGAAUGGAAUCGAAAAGCUGAUGAAAGAGAAAAAGUUAGAUGCAAUAGUGACAUACGGUUCAACGUUGAGCUCUGUUCUCGCCAUUGGAGGGUAUCCAGGAAUCACUGUCCCUGCAGGAUAUGAUAGUGAAGGAGUUCCGUUCGGGAUUAGCUUUGGAGGAUUGAGAUUCUCAGAGCCAAAGCUCAUUGAGAUUGCUUAUGGCUUCGAACAAGCAACUCUCAUUAGGAAACCUCCCAAAUUCAAAGCUUGAGGGAGGCACCUGCAAAGUUGAUAUUUUGUGGUCCGUUGUUUAGGACCUUUAUUUCCUUCUUUUGGGCUUAGUUUUUUCAGGGAGUCACAUACCAUUCUAUCCAAAAGUUCAAAACCAGAGCUAAGUAGAAAACAAUGCUAUCUGUAUCAUCAAUCUUAGAUUUUCUCUCAUGUCGGAGAAAUGAUUACCCCGAAUACUGCUCGUCUCAGAGGAGUAUUGUAUUUAAUUUGGGCAUCGACUGAAGGAGUGAGAGCAGCGAUGCAAGACACGUCAAUGGUGAGAACUUCUCCUAACCUCCAGAACUUUUUGUACAACUAACAUGUUAUAGAUAUAGUGAUAGAGUAUAGAUCUAUGCUUCUCGUAACAAACUCUUCUUGUAUAGAUUCAAUGAAUAAAGGAAGUACAGCUUUGUAGAA
This is a messenger RNA of Raphanus sativus (radish), 1999 nucleotides long. RefSeq names its product probable amidase At4g34880. The record is from RefSeq and is a predicted model, not a curated record. The coding region runs from base 81 to 1583 and encodes 500 amino acids. The transcript is spliced from 5 exons. NCBI's taxonomy places the organism in Eukaryota, Viridiplantae, Streptophyta, Magnoliopsida, Brassicales, Brassicaceae.